Cokeromyces recurvatus is the source of this 201-nucleotide messenger RNA. RefSeq lists its product as uncharacterized. NCBI's taxonomy places the organism in Eukaryota, Fungi, Mucoromycota, Mucoromycetes, Mucorales, Mucoraceae. The record is from RefSeq and is a predicted model, not a curated record. The transcript has a single exon. The annotation marks the transcript as partial.
CGCCCUGAUGCUGGCUGUGUCGCUUUAAAAGGAAAAAGACUCGAUCGUUACGUCGGUUUUGCCGAAGUCAAACCAGAUUAUAAGAAGAAAGACACCGUUAAAACGCAUGAAGACUUGCUACGACUGUCAUUGUUUGGCAUGAACGCGCUUGAGGAACAUAAUUCAAAGUGCAUCUUGUUGAUGCAAGUGGUUAAUUCGCCA